Amoebophrya sp. A120 is the source of this 5273-nucleotide messenger RNA. Lineage: Eukaryota; Dinophyceae; Syndiniales; Amoebophryaceae. The record is from the annotation of a GenBank genome assembly.
GACCACCUCCAAGAAGGGACGGAAAAUGCAGUGGCAAAUACUUAUGCGGCGAUUGAAGAUGUGCCAUGGCCCAGACGUUUUGUACAUUCAUUAAGCAGCAGCUUGCCAUGGAAAUCUAUUUUUGUAUUUCUUCCUCGAUUAUGUAGGAUUCAUCAUCUUCGUACAUUUUUACAACUUUUUUCGCCCUCCAUUGAUUCGCUAAAGACGGGCCUUUGUUGAUAGGAUGUGAUUGGCCCUGGCGGCCAGCGGCUGGUCCCUGAGUUACAACUCCCAGCACAAGAUGAUUUUAAAGCACGGACGAGGAAAUUGUGCCGCGGGGCAGUACUACAUCGGUAGUAGAAGACCAUUACAACACGGAAGGAUAUUGAACGACAAAUCCGAGGAUGUUAUGGAGAUCUCCUCCCUGUUUGUCCCGCCACGGAAGAUAAUCGCGAGCAGGCGGGGUUUCAUGGUGCAGCUUUUGUCCUCGCGCAUCAUAUUUGCCCUGCUUGUAGUAGUUCUUCCCACACUGCAAAUCGGAUGUGAUGAUUGGAAACAAGUAGCCAAUGCUGUCACGAUCCUGACCAGCAGGGCAGGAGAAGCCUCUACAACUUCCAGUAGAUCAUCAUUCUCCGAGGAAAGCGAACAAGUCACCGCGUACGAACAGAAAAACACCAACGGGACUAAAUCGCCGUUGAUGUCGACGAAGAGUUUAAUAAGCUCUUGGGAAAGCGAUAGCGAAAGACAAAGUAGAGAUGAACGUGAAGCUGCGACGUCACCUCUUGACAACAUUAAAAGCAGCCUGCUCCAGCAGCAGGGGGCUGGGAACACCGCACUUCAACAAGCCGCGAUUGAGCAAAUCAGGACCGGCGUUGACCCGAACCUGUAUGAAUGGACGGAGAACGGCUACUGUUCCUGCCAAGGAAACUUCUGCCCGACGCGCUUCGCCAAUGGUUUCGGCGGUCCGCUUGGUUUCGCGAAUUGCCAACGCAAUUGCACAGAAAACCCCGCAUGUAUGGGAUUUGCCUACUCAGGGAACUGUGUGUACUCCGUCCAGCACAAACUGGUCGACGGCGUCAUCGGUCCAGACGGUGAUGCGUUUUUAGCUGGCCCGCUUUUGUCUGAUCCUAUGAACCGUUUGCGGGGGGAUGAGACAGGCGACGACUGUAUUGUGAGGAAAAAUCCCCCCUCCCCAUGUCGAGAAGGAGACUUGUGAUGCUGAUUUGUGACCACACAGCAGCUCUGUCUUGCAUAUGGGGCAAAUGGGAUCCGUUUAGCGCAUUUCACCGCCAAUCUGUGAUGCGGUUUUACAUACUGCAAAGGUGUCUGCCAUGCCUAAGUCCUAGCCUGCUGCAUGCCCAAUCAGGCUCAGGAAUUGCCUGUCCAAGCGCCUUCUGCACUACAGCGGUGAUUUGUGUACAGAAAUCCAGCAACAGAAAUUUCCUUUUUUCUAUGGGGUGGGAGCUUUUUUCACUUUGAUAGACUGGACCAAAAGACUCCGCAUGGCAACGUGGAUAAGAUACGGCUGCGUGCGAAAAAUAUUAAAGCCGGAAACUGCUUCAACCUCUCGGAGCCCCCAAGCGGAGCAGGCCCUUGUAAGCAAGUACCGCUCGGUCGUCGCGUUUCAGGGCCUCUGCGGAUGCGGGCCGCUCAGCGUAUGCAAAACGAAACGCUUCGCGCACCUCGGCCUGCACUCGUCACAGCUAGACUGCGAGCGGCUAUGCGAGGAAGACCGGAACUGUGCGGCUUAUCAAUUUGGCGUGGUGUCGGAAGCGCUUGGGCGGUACCACCCGCUAUCCCGCGAAAAAACUGUUUCACUGUGAUGGUUUUGCAAGAUUCGCAUGACAAGUUUGCUACACAUGACACAGAAAAUUUGCCAUGCGCUUUUCCCAAGGGAAAACACGCUUAAAAAUCCAUUGUGUUGCAGGUGUAGCAAGACAAACCCUUUGGUGUUUCGUUCUCUGCAUCACAGGUUCACAGUGAAACAGUUUUUUCUUGCGAUACCCGCAUGGCCUGAACUACAACGCAAAAAUUGCUGGAACGUGUCGCCUAUCCUGUGCAAAAGUAUCGCACUCGUAUUGCAAUCAUGCGUUACAAAUCUUUUUCUCAAGCUAAUCAGCAUUACAAAUUUUAUUUCUCAUGCUGAGGAAAUUUGUAAUGCAUUUGUACGAGUAGGAGUACGAUACUUUUGCAGUUCAUAUCGCCUGUAUGAGUCCACGUGGAACAGCCAGACAAGUACCGUGAGUGCGCCCGACCGAGCCUUUGGGCCGUAUGAGAUUUACAACACUCCUACGAGAGUGGUGCACAACUCCUCCUCCCUCUCGUCAAUUGUCAUGCAAAAUCCCAAAUCUUCCAGUUGGUGCCUUGUGGCACUCUUUCCAUGACAAAUUUCAGAAGUCCAAAGAGUACUACACUCGGCGCGUGAAGUUGUCAUGCACAAGCUCCACGCGUGGUGGUGGUUGUGGUGCUGUUCAUGCUAUACAAAUGAGGAGGAGGGGGAGUCCGUUGUGCGCUCUCAUAGCCCCAGCGGGGACCUGGUACUCAGAUGUGAACGAGGACAAUUAUCCUACGUAAAAACGUCCCCACACCAUAGUCAAGAUGGGAAAUCUGCAAGACAAAUCUCCAAGAAGUUCUGGGAGUUCUGCAUGACAAGUUUCCAUCUGCAGUGUAGUGCUGGUUAGCAAGGAAAGCCGCAUGAGAAAGCCAUUUACUCAUCCUGUUUACAGCAUUACAAAUUCCAAAACACGACUGGGGAUGCCUCUCAAGGAGAUGUGCACUACAAAUAUUCCUGUCAUUGCGCAUUUGCAUGACAACUCUGGGGUGGGGAUGUUUUUCCUCAGAAUAACAAUGUUUUCAUGUUUCCGAGAAAAACCGACGACGACGGGAAGGUGCUAGAAAUCGACAACUUUUUAUCCCACGAAAAAAGUGGUACAGUUACACAUCUGCUGUAACUUCAGCAUCACAAGUUUCCUCUGCAUGACAGAGAAAACUUGCAAUGCAAAGAUCAUGAGGGAAAACAGGAAGGAAACGAGGCUCCAAAGCAUUUCCUGCAUGAGAAAGGUUGUCUGUGUUGCCGGUCUUGCAUGACAAUGUGUAACUGUAACACUUUUUUCUCCCCAUACUUUUCUCCAGUGGAGGACUUUUGGUGGGUUAACGAAUUCUGCAUGAAGAAAAUGCCUGCGGGUACUACAGGAUAUGCAUUGCAAAUAUGUCUGGGUCCUCGUCUGGAAGAAUGAAGCCUGUCAUGCGAAAUCUGGAUCACAAAAGAAUCUGUGUUGCAUGAACGGCAACAGUUUUGUUCGCGAAUUUUUUUUAUACGGAAUAGGCAUGAGGAAGGUCUGAAAAUAAAAUCUGUGAAGAUGCUUGUGUGUGCAUUACAGACCAUAAGUCGUGUGGUCCGCGAGAUGCAUGACAAAUCUUGCAACUUCUUUCCACACCCAGACACUUUUGCACUUGAUACAGGAACAACAAACGCCAACAGCAACGGGAAGAACACUGGCGAGGGGUUCUUGGCCAACGCGAACGCAACAAAUAAAACCAUUACGGGAGCAGGUGUACUAGAUCAAGAUGCUUUAACCUUUCUCGAUUGCUGCUUCUACGGAACCAUUGUCAUUGCAGUCUUGCUGAUAUGCACUGCAAAAACAUCGUACUUACUAGUAUGAGUCGCAUGACAGAUUUCCUCAGCUUGAGAAAUGAAAUUUGUAAUGGAGAUUUAACUUGAGAAAGAAAUUUGUAAUGCAGGAAUGCGAUUAGUACGAGUGCGAUACUUUUGCAGUGCAUGACUGACACUCGCAUUGGUCUUUGUGCUCUUCCUCUUCCGCAAGGAAUUGCAACAGCUGCGAGGGUAUGGAUUGUAAAAAUGUCUGGGUCUGGAAGAAUGCAAGAUUUGUGAUGCAGCUUUUCCAUGACCCAUGAGGUCUGGAAUGCAGGACCUAGCAUGACAGAUGCUGCGCGAUCUCUCUCAUCCUCAUGCCUAUCCUGCAUGAGAAACUCCCUCCCGACUUGGUCAAAACUGGACGGCUUUUGGUAGUUAUGCAACACAGAUUUUUGCAUGCUUGAGAUUUAGCAUGACAAGUUGCAAUCUUCCAGACCCAGACAUUUUUACAAUCCAUAGAGGGACAGGCAAGCAGAAGCGACGAGGCCCGGCGGCGCAGCGGUGGCGCCACAGGAGCAGAGCCUACGCAAAAGAUGCACAGCAGCACCCUCUUUACAACAAGAAGUACGAGCAGGUUGAUGAAGUUGGAGGGAAGAUGUUGAAAAGGACCACGGCAGUCGUCCCGACGGCGCAUCACCGGCAGGGAAGAAGAACUCCUUCUGCCCCCCGCGGGGGUGAUCAUGAAGAUCAUCAUCCGCGUGCUGGACGAGGAGGUACUGUCAGCACAGCGACGCUGAGAGAUCGAAGGCCAGGGAUGAACAAAGGGAGACAUCAACCCGGUAGUUCCCCAACAACUGGUGCGCAGCAGGGGUCGCGACGUGGAGUAGACGUUGUAAACAAGAGCGCCAAGAAAAUGAAUACUGGUGCGACCACAACUACCUCGUCCCGGCCGGUAGACGCCUUGUCACGAAAAAUGGUUCUCAACGUACAACAAGAACCACCACCACGGCAGCUGUCGGGGGUUUCUGAGGAGGCAGGAAACACGACGCAUGCCAUGGAAACAACAGCUGCGACUACAGCGCAUGAAGAUCGAAACGUGUCCAUCCCGAUUAUCGCGGUCGGAAAUAUGCAUUGCAAAAGUAUCGUAAUAUAGUAGAAAUGGAAAUCGCGUUACGAAAACGAACUGGCUCAGCAUUACAAAGAAAUGGAAUCUGUCAUGCUGAUUUAAAUUAGAAGGAAAAUAAGAAUUUGUCAUGCAUAGCUGCAAUUACUACGAGUGCGAUACAACUUUUGCGGUUCAUAGGAAGGAAAGAACAGCAACAACUGCAGGACGCGAUGGAUUUUGACAAAGCUAUGCUGGCGGCGGAAAUGAAUGACAGGAGAUGAAGCAGAUGAUACUACGUCCUCACACUAUGUUCUCUGACGCAGAUGAAACUACUUCCUAAUCCUAAAUGCUAUAGCAGAGACAACAGUGGAUCGUGCUGUGGCAUAGGAAGUAGAUCAAAAGAGGACCACGGAGUUUACUUAUUUCCAAAACCACGACCGUCGUUUCUUUUCGAAAUUAUUUUGUUUUCUGGUACUGGAUACUGCGAUCAUUUGAAGACCACGGGAUUCUUGUGUCGCGACAUGAUCACGACCACGUGGCUCCUGCGACGCAAGACAACACAAAUUUUGAAAAGUACUUUGAUUUUUUCGUUUC